Ectocarpus siliculosus is the source of this 237-nucleotide messenger RNA. Lineage: Eukaryota; Phaeophyceae; Ectocarpales; Ectocarpaceae. The record is from the annotation of a GenBank genome assembly.
AUGGCGAAGGAUGGCGCGAAGGUCGUGGAUGAAGUCUCUCGGCAGGCGAUGUGGGCGGAGGUGAUCAAGAAAGAGAACGCCACAAUCGGUGUGCCCCACCGGUUCUUCCUCAACCCCAACAAGUUGGUAUUCAUCGCUAGGAAGCCUACGGAGGUUGAUCCGAGGACGUACGAGGCGGACUCUUUGUCGACAGGGCAUCAAGUACUGCGAGAUGACGGGGGUCAGCCCCUACGCUAA